Fonsecaea multimorphosa CBS 102226 is the source of this 2097-nucleotide messenger RNA. RefSeq lists its product as uncharacterized. Gene Ontology annotation, cellular component: peroxisome. Gene Ontology annotation, molecular function: acyl-CoA oxidase activity; fatty acid binding; FAD binding. Bases 1 to 2097 code for a protein of 698 amino acids. The record is from RefSeq and is a predicted model, not a curated record. The transcript has a single exon. Gene Ontology annotation, biological process: lipid homeostasis; fatty acid beta-oxidation using acyl-CoA oxidase. Lineage: Eukaryota; Fungi; Ascomycota; Eurotiomycetes; Chaetothyriales; Herpotrichiellaceae.
AUGCCUAACAAUCCAGAAUGGGUCAAGGCCCUCAAACCCUCCGGCCCUCAGGGUUCUGAGCUGCUCUCACAAGAGAGAGCAAAAUCCAAUCUCAAUGUCGAUCAGCUCGCCGACUUCAUGUUCACGCGGGAAAUUCUCGAGAGGAACGAACGUAUUCUCAAGAUCCUGCAAGCCGAUCCCGUCUUCGACAAAUCACAAAACUACUUUCGAGGAAGAAUCAGCCGGAUAGAAGCUGCGUUGGCAAGGGGAAAGAGACUGCAACAGCUGCAGGUCAAAUACAAGUGGACAAGAGAUGAAUACCAGACCGCCAGCGACCUCAUCAGCGAGCCUACCCCCUACGGCCUCCAUUCGAGCAUGUUCAUUGUCACCCUCCGCGAGCAGGGUACUCCAGAUCAGCACAAGCUCUUUCUCGAGAAGGCGGAGGCAUAUAAGAUCAUUGGCUGCUAUGCCCAGACUGAACUCGGUCACGGGUCGAACGUCAGAGGAUUGGAAACCACUGCUAUCUGGAACUCGGACGACAAGACCUUCACAAUCAACUCGCCGUACCUCACGGCCUCCAAAUGGUGGAUUGGUUCUCUGGGAAGAACCGCCAACCAUGCCAUUGUCAUGGCCCAGCUCUUCGUCGACGGCAAAGCCUACGGUCCUCAUCCUUUUGUCGUCCAAGUCAGAGAUAUGAAGACUCAUGAGCCCCUACCCGGCGUCCAUGUUGGCGACAUUGGCCCUAAAUUUGGAUACAAUACGAUGGACAACGGGUUCCUACUGUUCAAAAAUGUCAAAAUUCCUCACGUCAACAUGCUGGCUCGUUUCUCUAGCGUCGAUCCCAAUACCAACAAAUACGUCCGACCUUCGAAUCCCUCUCUUGUCUACGGCACCCUCACCUUCGUUCGAAGCACCAUCGUCUUGCAAGCGGGCUCUACCCUUGCCCGUGGCGUGACGAUUGCCACUCGUUAUUGUGCCGUCCGACGACAAUUCCAAGAUCGGGACGUCCACGAGCCCGGUGAAAACCAGGUCCUCAACUAUACCAUGGUCCAGAUUCGACUGCUUCCGUUGCUCGCUGCAACCUAUGCCCUCCACUUCACGGGUAAGAGCAUGAUCAGACUGUACCAGGAAAACCAGAAACGCAUGAGCGCCGGCGACGCGGGUAAAUUGUCCGACUCGACUCGCGGACCAGGACCCGAGGAGCUCAAUCCAGGCACCGAUCUUCUGGCCGAUUUGCACUCCACAAGUUGUGCACUGAAAGCCUACGGCUCGACCACCGCCGCAGAAGGCCUGGAGGUCUGUCGCCGUGCCUGCGGCGGCCAUGGGUACUCGUCCUUCUCUGGCAUCGGUUCCUGGUACGCUGAUUACCUUCCCACUGUGACUUGGGAAGGUGACAACUACAUGCUCACGCAGCAAGUUUCUCGGUAUCUGUUGAAAUCUGCCCGGAGCGUCCUCGAGGGGAAGGCAGCAAAGAACGACACGACAAGGAUUCUGAUUGAUUUCAUCCGCCGCCGUGACAUCGGCUGUGCAUUCGAUGUGAUUGGCAACGACGAAGAUCUGGUCGCGGCAUUCGCGUGGCGUGUUUCCUUCUUGACAUUUGAAGCUCUCCGCCACCGCGACGAGGAUAAGCAGUCCUGGAACUCCUUGCUUGUGGACUUCUGGCGUUUGUCUACAGCGCACGCCCAAUACAUGAUUGUCAAGAACUUCCAUGACGCAUUGCGGGAUCAAGGCACCAAGAAGCAGUUGGAUCCCGAUACGGUGAACUUGUUGCAUAAAUUAUUCCGCCUGUAUGCCUUGCAUACGCUCGAACGCGAGGCAUCCGAAUUCUACUCAUCCGCCGCCGUGACAGUGCGCCAAAUCACGCUGGCACGCACAAAGACGGUGAUGAAACUGCUCGAGGAGAUCCGCCCACAUGCUGUUCGAUUGGUCGAUGCGUGGAAAUUCCCCGACUGGCAACUUGACUCAUCCCUGGGACGGUAUGAUGGAAACGUCUACGAGGACAUGUUCCACAGAGCGAGUGAGUUGAACCCACUCAACAACGUAGUGUUUGAUCCAUACCCGGACUCGAAGACACUGUUCAAGAAAGAUGAGAGAAAGGAUUUGAGGAGCAAAUUGUGA